Molecule: messenger RNA, 4239 nt
Organism: Motacilla alba alba
Lineage: Eukaryota; Metazoa; Chordata; Aves; Passeriformes; Motacillidae
Gene: KIF11
Product: kinesin family member 11
Exons: 26
Coding region: 810-3797 (995 amino acids)
Biological process (GO): microtubule-based movement; mitotic spindle assembly
Cellular component (GO): nucleus; spindle microtubule
Molecular function (GO): plus-end-directed microtubule motor activity; microtubule binding; ATP binding
Source: RefSeq, a predicted model, not a curated record
GGACGGGGCUGCGGCGCGAAGGGCGGCGGGGCGGCCCCGGGCUGCACCCGCGGAGGGACCGUGUCGCGGCCCGCCCGCUUCCUGGUGGCCGCGCUCCGCGUCCCUGGCGGCGUCUGCCAAGACAAAAGAAUUAUGAGUGGAAAAAGAAGUAAUACAAAAUGUGCUACAUUUAAUGCCUGAUUUUAGCUUCCCCACUGCUUGCCUUCUGUGAAAGGUGGUAUCUCACAGAAUCACAGAAUUCACAGAAUCCUCCUAUCAUAAAAAUGUAGGAAGAUGUGGCCAGACGAGUUACCUAAGUCCCUAGUGCAUGUAAAAGUGAAGACCAAGCUGGACAGAAGGAGGGCAGGAUAAAUGGUGAGCUGUUAAAUCUGAAUUCCACCCUGUUGCUCUUGCCAGUGCGUCAGAGAGGCUCAUCCCAUGGUGCCUGACAGAAGGACUGCAGGUGACAUAGUUAUCCUUUUACUUUGACUGAAGGGGAACCCUGUCCUCAGCUGAGAAUACACCAGUACUCUCUGAGAGUUCAAAUGAUCUCUUCUGUGUCUGUGAGAGAUGUUAUAUUUUCAGGAAAAAUAAUGGCUUUCAUACUAGAAAUGAACAAAAACACAGAAAUUGGAGGAAUUCUUGUGUUCCAGAGCUGCCUUCUGUUUUGUGAUCCAUAUGAAGGAGUAUAGAGCAAAAGGCCUUUUAAUGCUUCAGAACUUAAAGUGAGCUCCUACGCUGUUGUAGAUUGUGAUCAAGCAAGAAAGGAAGUCAGUGUCCGCACUGGAGGAGUGACAGAUAAGUCAUCAAGAAAGACUUACACAUUUGAUAUGGUUUUUGGAGCUCAGGCAAAGCAGAUUGAUGUGUACCGGAGUGUUGUGUGUCCCAUUUUGGAUGAAGUUAUUAUGGGCUACAACUGUACAGUGUUUGCUUAUGGCCAAACUGGUACUGGUAAGACCUUCACAAUGGAAGGGGAGCGGUCACCCAAUGAAGAAUAUACUUGGGAAGAGGAUCCACUAGCAGGUAUCAUACCCCGUACAUUGCAUCAAAUAUUUGAAAAACUCACAGAGAAUGGGACUGAAUUUUCAGUGAAAGUCUCUCUUUUGGAAAUCUAUAAUGAGGAGCUUUUUGAUCUUUUGAAUCCUACUCCUGAUGUUGGAGAAAGACUGCAGAUGUUUGAUGAUCCUCGAAACAAGAGGGGUGUAAUUAUUAAAGGCUUGGAAGAAGUAACUGUACACAACAAAAAUCAAGUUUACCAAAUCCUGGAAAGGGGUGCAGCCAAAAGAACAACUGCAGCUACUUACAUGAAUGCAUAUUCCAGCCGUUCCCACUCUGUGUUUUCAAUUACCAUCCAUAUGAAAGAAACAACAGUAGAUGGAGAAGAACUUGUUAAAAUUGGAAAGCUAAACUUGGUUGAUCUUGCAGGAAGUGAAAACAUUGGUCGAUCUGGGGCUGUUGACAAAAGAGCUCGUGAAGCUGGAAAUAUCAACCAAUCUCUGCUGACACUGGGAAGAGUUAUUACUGCUCUAGUGGAAAGAGCCCCUCACAUUCCGUACAGGGAAUCUAAACUCACAAGAAUCCUUCAAGACUCUCUUGGAGGACGGACAAAAACAUCAAUAAUUGCCACAAUUUCACCUGCGUCUGUAAAUCUUGAGGAAACAUUGAGUACACUGGAGUAUGCCCAUAGAGCAAAGAACAUCAUGAACAAGCCUGAAGUUAAUCAGAAGCUAACAAAAAAAGCUCUUAUUAAGGAAUACACUGAAGAAAUUGAGCGUCUGAAGCGAGACCUUGCUGCUGCUCGAGAGAAAAAUGGAGUCUAUAUUUCUGUUGAAAACUAUGAAGCCCUUAAUGGAAAGGUGACAGUUCAGGAAGAACAAAUUAGAGAGUAUGUUGACAAAAUCAGUGUCAUGGAGGAAGAACUGAAAAGGGUCACUGAACUAUUCAGAGCCAGUAAAAAUGAACUUGAACAGUGUAAAACAGAUUUGCAGAUCAAGGAGAAAGAACUGGAAGAAACACAAAAAGAUCUCCAAGAAACCAAGGUUCAGCUGGCUGAAGAAGAAUAUGUGGUUUCAGUUUUGGAAAAUACUGAACAAGAACUUCAUGGCACAGCUAGCCAGUUACUAAGUACAGUUGAAGAAACUACAAGAGAUGUGUCUGGGCUCCAUGCGAAACUGGACCGCAAGAGGGCUGUUGAUCAGCACAAUGCUGUUGUCCAAAAUACAUUUGCAGGACAAAUGAAUGCUUCAUUCAGCAAAAUACAAGAUUCAAUUACUGAAAACAGUUUGAAGCAGCAACAGAUGUUGACAUAUUACACAAAUUUUAUAGGUGACCUCCUGUCUACCAGUUCUUCUACAGCAGAUAUUCUUGCAUCAGUUGUAUCAGCAUCUUUUGCCUCUCUUAAAGAAUUGGUGUCUACUGAAGUUUCUCACAUGUCUGAAAAAAUAACACAGCAUGAGAAUCUGUCACUUGAUUGUAAAGCAGAGCUACUGAGAUUAAUUGAAGAGCAUGAAACUGGAUUAGGAAGAGCAGUCAAUAGCUUGACACCAAUGGUAGAAUUUGUCUUGGGGUUAAAUUGUCAGUUCCAGAGUAACAUGAAGAAAUACUCUGCUGUGGCUGACCAGUUGGAGGGCCAUAAAAAGGAAAUGGAUACCUUCUUUGGAGACCUUUUUCUCACUCUGAAAAAAAUACAGGAACAAACAGCCGGUGGCUUUGCUCAGCUCCAGCAUAAUUGUGACAGUUUAAAAGAAGAAGUGGAAAUGACGAGGUUGGCACAUAGAAAGAGUGCAGCUGAAUUGGUGUCUUUACUGCAAAGCCAGCUUGACCUUUUUGCUCGGGAGACUCAGAACAACUUAACUGAUGUACUCACAAGACAUGGAAGCCUGAAGACCACCAUCACUGCUAUGCAAGAAAACGUUCACCUGAGAACUACAGACUUAGUCAGCAGUACAAAUUCCAAUCACAGCAAAUUUACUGCAUCUCUGGAUAAUUUCUCUCAAGAGCUCAGGAGCAUAAAUGCUGAAAACAAGGCAAUGCUGGAAGAAUCCAAUGACCACUGUCAGCAUCUUCUCAGCAAUCUCAAAAAUGUGUCUGAGCAUACCAAUACAUGGUGUGAAUUUACAACUGCUCAGAUGGUCAACUUUACUAAUCAGCACCUGUUGUCAUUCCAGGACGAGAAACAGCAAUUUCAGUAUUUACAAAAGAAAAAUGAAGAAAACUGUGAUAAAGCAAUAGCUGAAAUUGCUGACCACAUUGGCAGACAAAAGGCUGCUGAGGGGAAGGUGCUAAAUGGCCUUCUGGAUGAGAUAAAGGUGGAUCAGGAGGUACUUGUGGAGCAGAAGCUGGCACUUAAGGAAGAAGUACAGCAUGGACUAACUCAGGUUAAUGGUUUCCUGCAAGAGGAUCUCAAAGUGGAUGUUCCAACAGGGACGACUCCACAGAGAAAGGACUACUUCUAUCCUGUCACGCUUGUGAGAACAGAGCCCCGGCAGCUCCUUCUGGAGCAACUAAGGCAAAAGCAACCAAAUCUUGAUGCUAUGCUAAGCAGUGUGGUAAAGGAGAUGGAGGAUAAUGCAGGUCAGGACCUGUUGGAAGAGGAAGGAGAGUUGCAAGAACCCAGUGAAAGCCCUGCUGGUGACAAAUACUUAAUAGAUACAAAUGUGUAUUGCCACACAAAUGGUGGCAUUCCUUUUUUCCAGCACAAAAGAAGUCUCAAAAAGGGUAAAGAGAACAAAUCUGCAGCUCCAGUGGAGAACAAAAUGGAGGAUAUGACAGAAGAGUUUCUUCAGAAAUCUAAGCAUCCUUUAAGAUUGCUGAACUAGGAUAUAUCCUCUGCAGAUCCCUGUUUUUAUAUGUUGCUAUCUUAUUGUCUUACUGAGCCACAACUUUUUUUUGCAUUCUCCAUGUCUCUAUGUAGUGAUUUAGUGAUGCAAAGUUGAAUCAAAAGAUUUACCUGCUCAAUCUCAUGCCUUGGUUCCAUUUUUAUAUGUUGCAGCUUGCAAAGUUUUGAGAAAAAACCCCCUGCAGAUUAUGGUGCUGUUAUGUUAAAUAUAUAUAUAUGUGGUCAAGUAAGAAAUUACCUGUUUCUCAGUAGAUUUAAAAUAACCAGAAAGGGAUGUGGAAAUAUGCUUUGUCCGGAUUAUGAGUUAGCAUUUUAUGUAUUAAUUAGCUGUAAAUAAGUGCUCUGGUUUUAUACCUGCUUUUUUAUUCCAGUUCCUCUGUUUUUGCUGUGAUACUUCAAAUAAAUUAAUACAUGGAAACAAA